Messenger RNA from Chondrus crispus (carragheen), 964 nucleotides. RefSeq lists its product as hypothetical. The record is from RefSeq and is a predicted model, not a curated record. The transcript is spliced from 2 exons. The coding region runs from base 1 to 246 and encodes 81 amino acids. Lineage: Eukaryota; Rhodophyta; Florideophyceae; Gigartinales; Gigartinaceae.
AUGGCGCAGACUACUGAGAGCCUCGACAACGGCAUUGAUAACUGCACGGGAGCCGUGGACGUGCAGCUCGACGACGUCUUCCCCAGUGAAGCUGCGCGGGCCCGGAAAAUAGAUGACGAGGGCCUCAUCGAGCAGAUCGGAUGUGACGGGAUGAUACAGACGGCGGACAGAAGCGUAACGCGGCUGCGGGAACUUUUGGUUCGAUGUAGGAUUACCUUUGCUUUUUAUGUUGAGCAACUGGGCUAGGCAGAUUGUCGCUGCUGGGCCUGAUAUGCGAAUAAUGGCGACGCCAGCUGUGACGCCAGCUCCUGAUGAUAGAGCAAAGAUUGUGUCGCCAAGUGUAAUGGCCGAUUCCAGAGACGUAGACGGAUGAUGUAUUGAGGACAAGCCUGCGCAACUCACGGGAGAUGUGCCAGUUAGCGUUGAGCGCGGGCGUUUCCGCGCAUCGCCAAGGCGGGUGAGUCGACCGGGGCUUUGUUUUAAAAAUAAAGUCGGGCUUCUCGAAGAGGAUAGACUGCGCAAAGAUAACCGUCGGGAAAGUAUAGGGGCACAACGGUAAAGAAAUGCUUGAGACAUGGCGUGGUUGUGAGGGACGAGACUUGGAAUGUGGUCAAGAGGCAGUUAGCAGAUAUCCAAUCGUGGUGGAUGCAAUUUCAAUUCGUCAACGCCCUCACGGAGAGAGGGGUGAUUCCGACGUGAAGAACGGCGCGGGCUCUUUGUUGAGUGCCCACAUCAGAGGCCGAGAGAUUGAACAGCGAACGGGGGAAGCGAAAGUAGUCUGUCGGCUUCUGGAAUUUUGGCUUUCGACGGGGACAGGCCAGGCAUGGCGUUUUACUACCAGGGGCGGUUCUGGGACAAUUGGCAGUUUCGGAAAGAGAUCUGAAUUCCAUGUCCUUACAAUGUGAUUGGGAGAACUCAAGUACACAAAACCAAUGAAAAUCGUACACAUUUUAAGGUGGCUUCU